Messenger RNA from Dipodomys ordii (Ord's kangaroo rat), 1866 nucleotides. RefSeq names its product zinc finger protein 653 (gene Znf653). Bases 1 to 1656 code for a protein of 551 amino acids. Gene Ontology annotation, cellular component: nucleus. The transcript is spliced from 9 exons. Gene Ontology annotation, molecular function: transcription coregulator activity. The record is from RefSeq and is a predicted model, not a curated record. NCBI's taxonomy places the organism in Eukaryota, Metazoa, Chordata, Mammalia, Rodentia, Heteromyidae. Gene Ontology annotation, biological process: regulation of transcription by RNA polymerase II.
AUGCGCAGCUCCCGCUGCCAGGCCUCCUUUGGUGCCGCCGGGCAGAGGGAGGCCGUGAGAAAUUUCCCGGCGGCGCGGAAGAUGCGCGCCACUUCCGGCAGGGCUCCUAACAACGGGGGAGGCUGGAAGCCUUGGGAGCAAGUCCCCAAAAAGCCAAAGCGGAAGAAAAGGCGGCGGCGCAACGUGAACUGCCUGAAGAACGUGGUGAUCUGGUACGAGGACCACAAGCACCGCUGCCCGUACGAGCCGCACCUGGCCGAGCUGGACCCCACCUUCGGCCUGUACACCACGGCCGUGUGGCAGUGCGAGGCCGGCCACCGCUACUUCCAGGACCUGCACUCGCCCCUCAAGCCGCUCAGCGACUCGGAGCCCGACAGCGACAAAGUGGGCAAUGGUGUGGGGGCCAGCAGCUCCCCCUCGUCCAGCUCAGGCUCAGGCUCGGACUCUGAGGACGCCCCGGAGGCCCAGCCUGUGAGAACGGCGGCGGUGGCGGCAGCCGUGACCCCCACCAGCCCGGUGAGCAGCAGCGGGCUCAUCACACCCGACGGCGUGCACAUCCCCUUCGGCGUGCACCACGUGGAGAGCCUGGCGGAGCAGGGCGCCCCGCUGGGCCCCAACCCCGCGGGCAGCGGCCCCGAAGCCUUGGAGACCGUGGUGUGCGUGCCCGUGCCCGUGCAGGUGGGCGCCGGCCCCAGCACCCUCUUUGAGAAUGUACCCCAAGAGGCGCUGGGCGAGGUGGUGGCCAGCUGCCCCGUGCCCGGCAUGGUGCCCGGCUCGCAGGUCAUUAUCAUCGCCAGCCCCGGCUAUGACGCCCUCACGGCUGAGGGCAUUCACCUCAAUGUGGCCGCGGGGAGCGGCACCCCCAGCGGCGGCCUCGGCGAGGAGCUGCCCUGUGCCAUGAUGGAGGGGGUGGCCGCCUACACCCAGACGGAGCCCGAGGGCAGCCAGCCCAGCACCCUGGACGCCACCGCCAUAGCCAGCAGCAUCGAGGCCAAGAAAGAGAAGGAGGACCUGUACCUGCUCAAGAGGGAGAAGGAGGAGCUGGCAGCCCCGGGGCUGGCGGAGCUGGCGGCCACGGUGCCCGAGAGCGCAGAGGCCGAGGCGGACGGGGAGGAGCUGGACGGCGGCGGGGCCAUGUCAGCCAUCAUCUACGAGAUCCCCAAGGAACCGGAGAAGCGGCGGCGGAGCAAGCGCGCUCGCGUGACGGAUGCGGACGGCCUGCUGGAGAUGUUCCACUGCCCCUACGAGGGCUGCAGCCAGGUCUACGUGGCCCUCAGCAGCUUCCAGAACCAUGUCAACCUUGUGCACCGGAAAGGGAAGACCAAAGUGUGUCCUCACCCUGGCUGCGGCAAGAAGUUCUACCUAUCCAAUCACCUGCGGCGGCACAUGAUCAUCCACUCAGGUGUGCGUGAGUUCACCUGCGAGACCUGCGGCAAGUCCUUCAAAAGGAAGAACCACCUGGAGGUCCACCGGCGCACGUGCGAGAUCUGCGGGUACCAGUGCCGGCAGCGCGCGUCGCUCAACUGGCACAUGAAGAAGCACACGGCCGAGGUGCAGUACAACUUCACGUGCGAGCACUGCGGGAAGCGCUUCGAGAAGCUGGACAGCGUCAAGUUCCACACGCUCAAGAGCCACCCGGACCACAAGCCCGCCUGACCCCUCCCAGCCUCCCACCGCCGCCCCUAUUUAUUCGUCCGCUUGGACACCGUGUGACUGGACCGGCCGGCCGGGGAAGAGCCCCGAACGGCGGCCGCGGGGGUGCCGGGCCGCGGGCCGGAGGGAGGCGCCCCUCCCCCAGCUCCCCGGGCCCGGGGCUGGGCCCCCCCCCACGCCCGCCCGGUCACACCCCAGCUCCGGAACUGUCGC